Penicillium paradoxum is the source of this 1452-nucleotide messenger RNA. Its product is annotated as KH domain-containing protein. Gene Ontology annotation, molecular function: RNA binding. The record is from RefSeq and is a predicted model, not a curated record. The transcript has 9 exons. Gene Ontology annotation, cellular component: nucleus. The coding region runs from base 1 to 1452 and encodes 483 amino acids. NCBI's taxonomy places the organism in Eukaryota, Fungi, Ascomycota, Eurotiomycetes, Eurotiales, Aspergillaceae.
AUGGCGGACGAUGAACACCGCGUUAAGCGGUCUCGCUUUGACCAGACUGAGCCUGAACCACGACGAUCCCGAUUUGACCGGCGCUCUCGAUCUCCAUCCAACCGCCAGUCGGAGUCGGCCCGCACUCGUAGUCCGCUGAGUCGCCCGUUGAGUCGCAGCCCUGGCGCAGAUACUCCAGCAAAGCCAUCUGCCUCGGAUCCAGCCGCCGCCGCAGCGGCCGCAGCAGCCAAAAUCAAUGCGCAACUCCAGGCCAAGAAGGGCAUUCAGCAUGUUGAUGUCCCUCCGAUCCGCUCUGCCGACAAUGCGACAGAGAAAUCCCAGUCCCCCUCCAACGCCGAUAACGCGACCAAGUUGAAUACCGAAAUCUAUGUUGCAGAUGGAGACUACAUCAAAGACAUUGAAAUCAAUGAUCUGCGCAAUCGCUAUACCCUGACCAAGGGUUCUACUCAGAAGAUGAUUCAAGAUGAAACUGGCGCCGAUGUGACGACCCGUGGCAAUUAUUAUCCCGACAAGAACAUGGCGACCGCUGCUAGCCCUCCCCUUUAUCUGCAUGUGACCAGCACCAACAAGGAAGGUCUGGAAAAAGCAGUCGCUAUGAUUAAUGAUCUGAUGCAGAAAGAACUCCCGAAUCUGGUCGAUGAGCGACGAUUCCGCCGCCGCGAGCCUGAGCAACAGGUUGAGCGGGAUGAGUAUGGUCGUCGUAAAUGGCCGGACGAGCGCAUCCCUAUUGACCUUGAACCGAUCCCUGGUUUCAAUCUGCGCGCUCAGGUCGUUGGCCAGGGUGGUGCUUAUGUGAAGCACAUUCAGCAACAAACUCGCUGCCGUGUUCAGAUCAAGGGCCGUGGCUCUGGCUUCAUUGAAUCGAGCACUGGUCGCGAGAGUGACGAAGCAAUGUUCCUCCAUGUGGCUGGGCCUGAUGCUGAAGACGUCCAACGGGCCAAGGAGCUUUGCGAGGACCUUCUCAACAAUGUCAAGGAACAAUACCAGCGAUUCAAAGAGAACCCACCUCAACACAACUACGGUGGAUACGGUAACCGCGGCGGUGACCGUGGUGAUCGCUACCACGGAGGAGGUGGUGGUGGUGGUGGAUAUGGCGGCGGCUACAACAACCGCCAGCAGAAUACUAAUCCCUCUGCUAGCCCUGCAGGCCAGGCUGCCACUGCGUCCCCAACUGCUGCUGCCACUCCUUCUGCUGCUGCUGACUACAGCGCCCAGUACGCCCAGUACUACGGCAGCGACCCAUAUGCUGCCUACGGCGGAUACCAGAACUACGUCGCAUACUACCAGUACUACCAGCAAAUGGCUGCCGCUCAGCAGCAGCCAGAUGGCACUGCUCCGCCUCCUCCCCCAGCCAGCGAGGCCCCUCCUCCACCCCCUGGCUCAGGAUCCCCGCCACCCCCUCCCCCAGGUGGUGGUGGCUACAGCGCUGUCCCUCCCCCUCCUGGUCUCUAA